CUCCAACAGCAGGCGCUUAGGUCACACUUGAACUAUCGGCGGACGCAGCCCACGACCCCCGAGCUGCACGCCCCACCGGCCAUUCUGAUCAAAUCGGAAACACCCUGAUAGGAAGCACAACAGUGGGCGUGGCGUGAGAUCUGUGCAAGUUGUGUACUCUCGGCUCCUUGGCGCUGACCGUCUACUCUGCUCCGAAACGCGGAAAGGAAAAGCGACCGACGCGAUCGCCAGCCGUUUGGCGCCCAACCGCCGAAUUGCGCGGCGAUGCGGCAGGUUCUGUUUGAUGUUCUGUCAGCGUGCUGUGUCGUCGUCAUACACAGGGUGAAGUGUUUGUGUCUGUAGUUUUGGCGCUGCGGUCCGCUCCGGACCGGCGCACUCCCUACAAGUACUGCAGGGCGGUCACUGGAUCUUGCUCUCCUGCAAGAGGCUGCCCUUUGUGAGGUUUGCGUAUCGCAAUGGAGGGGCGGUGG
This is a messenger RNA of Vitrella brassicaformis, 470 nucleotides long. NCBI's taxonomy places the organism in Eukaryota, Vitrellaceae. The record is from the annotation of a GenBank genome assembly.